AUGGCUGCGGGAGACGCUGAGAAGCCCGACGGCGAUGGCGGGGUUGCUGCCCCGGCUGCUGGAUCCACUAUCGAGCUGCCCAUCCGAAAGGCCAGCGAGGGAGGCUCUCCUCCACCGGGCCAGUCGUUGACCGGAAAGCAAGAGCACUAUCUGAAGCGCGAGCUCGUGUCGGAGCAGGUGAGAUGGGAGAUCAACGAGCUUAACUCCCCCACGGCCUUGCGCCGCUUCGGAGCCCCCUUCAAGUCCGACCACGGCGAGGUCGCCCCCGAGGAUUCGGAACUCCCGAUCCUGCGCUACAUCUUUGUCAACCAUAUUCGCGAUUUCCCUUUUCUUGAUAAGGCUCGGGAGAAGGAGUUUUGGCAGGAUAAGCUGCAAGUGUUUCUGGAGUCUUUCGCCGGGAAACGAAUCUCAUCCUCCGAGGACCGGCUCGAGGAGACCAAGCGACGCAAGCUGGCGAUUAAGGCUAGGAAGCUGGUCGAGCUGAUGAUGGUUUCUGGAAUACGAACAUCUUCCGGUUUCGAAGAGCGCAUCCGUUUCUCCGAGCUCGAAAUAGUCGACGCCAACGCCAUAGACACGGGGGUUCAGUUCAACAUCCCCGAGGGCAAUUACAUCAAUGGCUGGGACGUCAACGUUUCUGGUGUGCGGGUGACGACCGUCAGGGGAAUCCUCCGAAGCCAGAAGCACGCGGAGUUUAUCCUGAGGAUCAAGAAGAAGGGCGAGCUUGAGCAUUUCGUCACCCGCAGGUAUGGCGACUUCCAUAGGCUUCAUCGGCGCUUGAGGUUGGAGCUCCCAGGAAGGACACUGCCAGCCAUGCCGCAGAAGAACAAGUCGGAUUCGACUGCGAACGGGAUCCUGUCAUCUUUGGGAUCUGGGAAUGGCGACGAAUCGGAUGCUUCCUCGGUCUCCUCUGGCGGAACGCGCAUAACAAGCCGCUCGGGACUGAAGACUAAAUCCUUACUUUCCCCAACUGACGCAGGAAAUCGUCGAGAAAUCUCAUCAAGUGCUGCUUCCAUCAGGUCCAGUCUUUCGCGAAAAGUGGCUUCACCCAGAACCUCUGCAGAUGGUCGCCUUACGCCGUUGUCGCCAAAAGACCAAGAAAAGAAAGAAGACAUCGUUCUUUGGCGAGAGAAGCAAAGAGUCUCUCUGCGGGCCUUCAUCCGAUCUCUUCUCCACAACCCCCAGAUUGCCAACACCAAGGCUGUACAGGAGUUCCUGAGUGGCGACCCGAUCACGCCGACUGAUGAAGAUGUUGACGAUAUCAUCCGACGAAAACUCAUUGAUGAGAAACGGAUAGAGGAACAGAAGAAGUUCUACGAGAUAGCCCGCAAGAGAGCUGCGGACCUCGAUGAAUAUAUGGAACAGUUCCGUCGAGAUAUCGUGGAAAGCCAUGGUCUGACCAAGCUGUUCGCUGAAAUUAAAGAAAAGGAAACGAUUCCCGAUCUGAGCAUUCAGUAUCGAAAGUUCGCUGAAUGGCUUCGCAUUGAGAUCGCCGCCGUCAUCUACCAUGUGUUCCUUGCCGAAGAUAAUUCCCCAGAGUUGUUUGCACAGGCCAGGAGGAUCCACUCGCUGGUGCCGUACACUGUUAUUAAGAACGUCAUCCGGAUUGCCAACCCAGCGGCUGUGAUGUCUGGGAUUCUCGAUGUUUUCCUCGCACAGCCUUUUGGUACCCGUUCACUCUUGCAGCGCAUCUUCUCUCUGACUCUCAAUGAAGGUAUAAGAAGCUUCCAGAAGUCCAUUGACAUUCUCAAUGCCAAGACUGGGGACCCGGUGUUUGCUGAGAAGAUUUAUGCCUACACAAAUGCCGACCAAAGUGUCCACGAGGCCAUCCGAGAGGAGGCGGAAGCCGAUGGUCUUGAUAUUAUUGUGACGCUUCUGAGAUCCGAUUUGAUCGAGCCGGAGUUGUCUGGUGAACAGAUCGAACGUCUGUUUAAUGCAUAUGUUGCCUUCAACAACGCCGUGGAGAAUAUUGACGAGGAGAUGCGCGAGGGAGCCCAGUUAUUCUCAUAUCUGAAGCAAAUGAUGAAGCUCUGCACGCGGCAGCGGGACAAGCAAAUGAUGCUUGAGCUGAUCGAGCAGCCCGUCACCCUGCAACUCUUCCGGGAUCUGUUCACUAUCUUCUACGAGCCUUUGGUGAGGGUAUAUAAAUCAGCAAACGUUUAUAACAGCGUCACGGACUUUGCCGUUUUUGUCGAUGAUAUCAUUCAGGUGGUUGAUAAAUGCCGGGAGCAAGAUGCUUCUGCUGAUCCCAAUCAGACUGUUCAGGCUUUCAUCGAUCUUUGCGAGAGGCACGAGCACAACUUUUAUAAGUUUGUUCACGAAGUUCACGUCCAUGAUAACGGGCUGUUUACACAGCUCAUGGGAUGGAUCGAAGGAAUUCUCGAGUUCCUCCGCCACGGUCCCAAUAACGGAACACUGGACGUCAACGCACUCUUCGAGGGCGGGGUUAACAGUGGACUAAACAAGGAGAAGGCGAUUGCAGAAAUCAACUCUCUCAUCGCCUGGCAGGAGGCCCGUAAGAGGUGGCACACGGACAAGACAAGACAGAAGCUUGCUGCCGAGGCUCACCACGACACGGGUCUGAUUGGCUCUGGCUUCAAAACAUCUGAUUUUGGAUUGGAUGGGCAAGAUCUCGAGGACAUGACAUAUGAUGAUGGCUCGGACGAGGAGGCAGAAGCUCAACUGGAGGACGAACUGGAUCCUAUAGAGGCCGAGCGACGACGACGCGCGAAGCGACAGGAUCGCUUGCGACGGUCGGCGGGAGAGCCCCCGAAACCGCAUGUUGAGGAGGUCCAUAAGCUCAAGGAGAAUUUCCUGGUGAUGCUGAGGCAGGUUCUGGCAAAAUAG
This is a messenger RNA of Clonostachys rhizophaga, 2844 nucleotides long. The record is from the annotation of a GenBank genome assembly. Lineage: Eukaryota; Fungi; Ascomycota; Sordariomycetes; Hypocreales; Bionectriaceae.